CUGUACUAAUAAGGAGAAAACGUGUUAACUUCAUUGUCGGGCCAAAAUCCUAAGUUAGUUAGUUAACGUUAGUCUCAGAUAGGAGAACCCUCUAGUCUGGGUAACUCUAGAAACUUGUAGAAUAACUGUCGUAAUGCUAGAAUUUUAGAUUGAUUGCCAUGGCAUCCUUUGAUAGUGAGCCUAAUGUUCCCAAACCAUGGGUAAAGAAAAUAUCAAAAAAGAAACCUGGUACACCUUAUUAUUUCAACUUGGAGACCUUUGAACGUUCCUGGACUCCUCCGACAGAACAAUUUAAGAAGAAUGAAGAUUCAAAUACCAAGACUGGUAUUGUUGUAGAAGCUGCUCCUUUAAUUGUUAAAAGAAACGUAGAUGGUGAAAUGAAACACCUGGAAGAAAUGAGAGGUAAAAGACUAAUUACAGGGUCUUCAUCCAUGGAAAAACCUGGUGCUGACAAGCUAACUGCUGAAGAGACUUCAAGAAAGAAGGCCAGGGUAGCAGAUUUGGAUGAAGCUAACAAAAUAAAAGUUAAGAUUAAGAAAAGACAGAAAAAACGUAAAAAAAAGCAAAAGGUUAAGGAAAUUUCAUCAGUUGUCUCUCCUAAACUAAAUGAUACAGUAAAGGAAGACUGUAGUAACACUGACAAAGAGGCUUUCUGUAAAUCUGUCACUGGUCUCCAGUCACUUAAUAAUUUAGAAAAAAACACUAGUCUUAAUGAUAAAGAUGAAGGAAAAGUUAAUUUGGUAAGUUUACUAGAUAGUAACAGAAAACCUAUCAGAUUUAGUGUAAAUCCCAUUAACAAAGGCAUAAUAGACAAGGAAGUUAAAGGUAUUACUGUAAAGCCUAAAGAAACAGGAAAAACCAAUCCAGCUAUACAUCCUAGUAUCUUGGCUUUUCAGAAGUUAGCCAAAACUGUGAAAUGGUCUAAAUCAAAUUGUUCUGCCUCAAGAAAGGGAAGUCUUCUUGCAACAGCCAUAAAAAGUAAAACCCACACUCUAGGAGAGAACAUAGAAGAAAACAAGAAAACGAGCCAGUUACAAGAUAAAUCUAAGGAUUCAUCUCAGAGCAAAGAAAAAUGCAUGAGAUUGUCUAGUUUCAGAAUUCCCAAGAAAAAGCCAGCUGAAACAGAAGCUAGAGAAUUACUGAAGGUGUUGGUUGAUACAAGUUAUGGAUCUAGUGAUGAAGAGGGAACCAAUAAGCCAAGUAAGCUUGUACAUGAUAACAUAAUACCUGUUUACAGUCUUAACAGUUAUGUAGACAGUGAUAAUGAGGAAACUGAACAUCCAAGUAGACCCAAGUAUAGCAAGAACAUGCCUGUUCACAGAAAUGAGAAGUAUCCAGAUAAUGAUGGAGAGGGGCCAGAAGGAAGGAAGCCUAAUUAUGGUGAUAGAAUGUAUGUUUACAAGCAUAAGGAAUUGGUAGAAAGUUCUGAAUCAUGUCAGCCUAUCACUUCAGUAAUUGAAUUCAAGAAAAGAAAACAGAGCCUGUGUAAACAAAGCAAGCCUUUAUUUUUUAACAUUUUAGAUAAUGAAGAAUGUGAAGGUGAUAAAGGAAGCGGAACAUACAGUGUAGGUGAUAAAAAGACAAACCAGGAAUUAAUUGACUUAGUAAACAAAACUGAGGAAAAGAAGUACCCCUGUGAAUUACUGCCUACUGUAGAACCAAUUGAAGAUGAUGACAUGGAAGUUGAGAUUCAGGAAAUUAUCAGUGAAAUUGCUUCAUUCCGUGAAAACACAAACCUUUCUCUUUGUGAUAGAAAAUCUUUAUGUCGUGAUUUUGACAGGAGUACAAAUUCUGUUUAUUAUGUUGUAGAUACUAAUGUUCUUUUACGUGAUGUGAAAUUCCUUGAAAAGUUAAAAACUAAAGAAAUUGAUGGAAAGCCAGUUAUUAUAGUUAUACCAUAUGUUGUUUUACAAGAACUUGAUGGUUUGAAGAAGAGUAUUUCUGUGGGUAAUGCUAGUAAAAAAGCCAUUUGCUGGUGUAACAGGUACUUUGAGAACAAAGAUGCUCAAGUUGUAGGCCAGAAUUAUGACGAUUACCUCAGAACUUUAUCCCAAGAUUCUAGAAGUAAUGCUGAUGACCUCAUACGGGAUUGGUGUUUGCUAAUGAAAAAGCAGAAUCUUGAUGCUCGAUUGUUAACAAAUGAUAUAAAUUUGCGUAAUAAGGCUAUCGUGUCAUCCAUUUCAGCCACAAGUGUUGAGAAGUUACAGUCUCUUCUGGAAAAGUCAAGGGAAAAGUUCAUUUCUACUGAUGAUAAAGACUGUGAAUUCUUUGAAAACUGUGAAAUUAAAAAAAGGUCCCCUUCUCCCGAGAUGUCACCAGAAAGCAUGGUAGUUACACCUAUCAGAACAUCAUGUCCUCCUUGGGUAACCAAACAAAGAGAAAAGAAACUUGACAUAGUGCCAAAAGAGGAAGAUUUACAAGAUCAUCACAUUCCAGAGAAAAACUCCAGUGAAAUAUUUCUAAAGGACGUAGAAGUAUCUUUAAGUAAGACACUCGGUCAAAUCUUAGAGGCAGCAUUUGUGGAUGCUUAUGGCCAUGAAUUGUGGAAACAGAUAAUCAUUCAUAAACCUCCAUGGACAUUAAAUGAAAUACUGAAAUGCUGGGACAGACACUGGCUAGCAGUAUUCAUUGACAAAUUUGAUCGAAAUGUUAAAGAUUUGUUAGCUGAAAUUGCUGCUUUACUAAAAGUAGUAAGUAGCAAUAGUGAGAUAAAGACACUUGUGCAGAAGACACAAAGUCUGUAUAAAUGCAUUGAAAGAACUGAAUUUAAAAAUCAUAUUACACCUCUUCAACAAAAAGCUUUAGGUGUUGCCUCUGACUGUGUUAUGAAAGAAACCAAAGCAGAGGUUCAAGAAAAUUCCAUGCCAGUAGCUAUUACUAAUCAUGAAAUUUUAAAAGGAAAAGGGUUUUCUAAUGUCAAGGAGAUGAUAAAUCUUGUCGGUGUUUAUAUAACACAUUUUUUGGCUAUGAUACUGGAUGGCUGUGGUGUACAACAUGAUCUUCCUCGCCUCAACAAUAAACAGAUGACUCUGGAGGAUGCUUGCUCUAGUGCUGUGAACCUUCGUGAUGUUAUCAUGCGACUUGGAAUCUCCAUUGUCAACUGUGUGACAUCCACCACUAAGGAAAACCUUAUAGAAUUUGGGACGAUACUUGUUGGUUUCUGGGAUGAGGCCAAAGAACCUUGCCCCACAUUGUCUUUCACAUUGGAUGACUUGCUGCAAAUUGUGACUUCUGAUGAAGGUCGUAAGUUUCUAGAAAUGGUAGCCAGCGAGUUGGAGAGGCUGCUCAGUAUGUUAACAACCCUGAUGAAUGCUUAGAUUUACUUGAAUCAUUUUUACUAUGACUAUAAAUCCUCGAGUUUGCAUUAGCAGGGAAAACAAAAUAUAUUUUAUUUUUAUAUACUGUUAUAUUUUAUAAUUUACUGAAGUGGGAACUGUAGAUCAGUGAGUGGAAUACAGUAGAUCAUUUUAAGUUAAAUUCUAUAUGUACAGUUAUGGUAUUAAGUUCAUUUAUGAAUACAGUACACUUUGCACUGCAGUAGAAAAGAAUGUAUAGUUAUUUGAUUUGAAUACACCUAUAUGACAGAUUCAUGAAUAUUUUGUGUACGUAUUACUUUUAAGUACAAGUUGUUGUCAUGGCUUUCAAAGGAAAAUAGAUUAUCUCAAUUUUUGUUGUACCCUUACAAUUACUGUGAUAAAAUUAAGUUAUGAAACAGGUGCUAGUAGAGAAGUUCUGCUGUCAAAAAUUUGCUUAGGAAAUAGGAAUGUAUUUGUGAUGCAUAUUUGUGUGCAUAUGAAGUUGUUGGGUCUUCCUAAGAAAUCAUAUUGACUGAUAAAAUAAUUUAAUACUUUUUCAAAGAACUCUAGUCAUUUUUGUAUUAGUAGAUACUGGGAUCCAUUGUUCUACUACCCAAAUGCUAUUUCUUUAAAUUAGGUACUUGUAUCAACUAGAAUCAAAACCAAUGAGCAAUUGCAGUUGUAUGUCGAUACUUUUACCUAUUUACACCUGCUUAUUGGCAUGGAAAGUACUAUAGAUGCUAUCCUAGUGCCAGAGGGUAGAAAUUAUUUACAUAUUAGGCACAUGUGUAAACAUGCAGGUAAUACAUAUAUUCUUGUAGAUUUGCAGGUAGUUAAUCUUUAAUCUGGUCACAUUGGUGAUUUUGCCAGAUCACAAAUUAGGUUAGUAUGAACUUAAUUGCCAUUGAAAAGGCAGUGAAAUGGAUGAAAUUAUUUAUACUAUAUCCGAAAUAUGUGGCGAGUUCCAUUUUUGCUUGUAAUGCUAUGCAUAUGAAACAGCCAGUUCUCUAUCCUGUUUACCAUUAUAUAUACAAAAUUCAUAUGUAUGCAUACCUACCUACCUCAUAUUUUAGCUCGAGGUAAGUUUUAAGUUGUUGUAUCUUUGGUGUUGACUUUAGAUGGAUUUUCACAACCAACAGAUAUUGCUUGUUACCUCUACAUAUUGAGAAUAUGUAUCUGCAUUCCCCCCCCCCCCUUUCCUUCCCCCCUCUAACUAAAUUAACUAGAAGUCAGAAAGAAAUACAUUUUUAAGGAUUUAUUUUUUUAUUGAUUUCAAGUGCACUGUGAAAAGCAAAAAUUAGAAGUUCUUUCAUUUUCUUUUACUUCUAUUGUUCUCAGUCAGCCAAUUUUACUGUUAACUACUGCUGGACUAUCAAGAAUAUGCACACCUCACUUACACAUAGCCUAACCUAUUUCACUAGAAUGUGAUCUAUUUUAGAACUUUUCCAUCUUUCUAUGUUUUGUUUUACAUCUGUUUUUGAAUUGCUGUUAGCAGAGAAUUAUUUUUUUUGUUUCAUUUGUUUGUCAUAAACAGAAAAAAAGCUACUGGUGUAUAAUUACUUAACUGCAGGUUCUCGCAGAAACACCACCAAGUUUUUCAGAAGUUUAACAUUAGUGGACAAUGUACUAGAGUGAUUGACCUUUAUACAAGAAGCAGUUUCUUUAGAAAUUGGAACCAUGGCUGGGGCUAAAAGUGAAAAAAAGAAACAUGGAAGUAGUUUACUUGUAUUUACAAUGAUGCUGAAGUUUAAAAGUUUAUGCAACCAUGAUACCAACAGUAUUUAUGCAGCAAUAGCAGCUGGUUGGUUGCAGUGGCCAGGGAAAUUUAAAACGGUGCAAGCUGGAAUUAGUAUCGAUUAACUGCAUGUAUCAGUAUAGGAAAAAUUAAUCUUGGAAUAGGUAUCUUAAAAAAUAAAUAGAUUUUGAAAAGUGAAAAAAUUUUUAAAUGUGCUUUUGUCUUUAGGUAGAUCAGGUGAAUCUCCCUAAAUAGGUGCAAUUGCUGAGGUCAUCAGUGGUGGUUAAAGGGAUGAGGCUGCCAGUAACCGCUGUUGGAAUAAAUCUGCUGUUUACUUGAGAUUUUGUAAAUUAGUCUUCCAUCCAUGUAAUGUACAGGCAAGACCUCAUUUUGAUUCAAGACCAUGGUAAGUCAAGUCCUUUUAGUUGCCUUACUUCACAAAGAAGUCUACUCAAAUUUUUGGAAAUGUGCUGUCUAACAGGUUGCCAUAAAACUCAAUAUUUGCAAGCUGCUUAGUACCAUGUAUCUUGACUAAGCCCUUAAUUGGGUUGGACAUAUACUUGAUAAGAUUAUUUUGAGACACCGAAUCAACUUUUGACUCACAGGCCUCAAGUAGGGUUAAAAAUGUAAUAAGGCCUCACAUUCUCUGCUUUGUACAUUUGCCUUAAUUCUCAGCCAAUCCAUGUCUCGGUUUCCUUCCAUGAUUUUCUUGGCUUUCCCAAUGGUCUUUAUUCUGCCUACUAUUUUUAUAUCUACCACAUAUGACAUCCCCUUUUCAUAAUAUGAUCUAAUCCUCCAAGUCUUCAACUUGGUCACUCUUUGGUAUAUGAACUACAUGUGUGCAAUCUCUUAGAAGAUGGGGACAUUUUUAUGCCAAUUUUGAUUAUCAAUUAUUUUUAUUUUAUAUAGGUAUUUAGGCAGAGUUCCUUGUCUUGGCACUUAGUGACAUUACUGUUAAGUUUUUGUCCAUUACAUUAGCCUAUGUAGGAUUGUAAUCAGAAAACUUGCAUUUAAUUCUGUACUAGCAUAAAUACUUGCAUUUACUCAGUAAAAGGGUAUUAUUGCUCUCCAGAUCAUAUUAAUGAAGAUGAUGGCAAUAAUUAAGGCUUACGAGGAAGGGUUUUUUUCCUUGUGCUCUUGAGAGCUGCUCAGUGCUAUCUAAAAGUUUGGGAAACCCCAACCAUAGUUCAUAAUUUUGAAUUUCUUAUUAAUAUGUCAAUUCCACCUUCUAUGCUAGAUCACUCUCCACAGUAGGUGACAAGUGGUUUAGAGGGUAGUGGGGAUAUACCCUCACUCCCCUUCCAACUCCAAGUACUUUUGCUUUGGCACCAGGUGGGUGAUAUGAGAAAUAUAAAUGGCUCUGGCUUUUAUAAAAAGGAAAAUUGACAAAAUCUUGUAAGUAUAACAUUUCUUAGAGGUAUACAACCCUUAGCCUUUUAUGUAGGAGUAACCUUCACUGCAAGCUAAAAACAGUUAUAUGCCUUCACCAAGCAGCUUUUUCUUUGGCCUCAGAGGCAAAGUAGGCUGGUUGAGUUUGAAGUUACGAUAAUAGGCUGGUGUGCAUACUUGAGAAAAAUACAGAUAUUUACGCCAUAGCUGAAGAGGUCAUCUCCAUCAACCAACUGGAAGUUGUAAAACAACCAAGAAUUUUUACAACCCUGGUCACAGGAUCAAGUAAGGGAACAAGGACUCCUCUAACCUAGCCAACUUGGCAUAAGCAUGGCAGAGCAGUAUGGCCCCAGGUUUGGACUAAGAUUGUAGAGCCUUAUUUAAGUAGGGAAAAGAUCAGGAAACCAUUUGCCAACCAUAUGAAGGCAGUUAUGUCUGGUGCAGUCUAGCUCUACCAUAAAUAAGAACUGACUCGUAUGGUAUUAACUAAAUAUGUAAAGUAAAAUUUCAAAUAUCCAGAUUUUGCAGUCUGGACUGCCCUCUUUGCCUGGCCAUUUGACUGUGGAAAAUGUGGACUUGAUGUGGCAAUGUCAAAUCCAUAUUGUUUGGCAAAUUUUGCAUAUUCAAUUGACAUGAAUUGAGUUCCGUUUUCUAACCGUACAGAGUCCGGUAUUCCAUGGGUUGCGAAGACCCUUCAUUCUGGCAAUGACCGCGGCUGCUGUUGUGUUACUUGCCAGUGGCUUCACCUCGAACCAUCUGCUGUAAUAGUCAAUUAUGACUAAGUAAUGCUUCUUGUUAAAUUCUAGUAAGUCAGUUGCUUGAUGUUGCCAGGCUCUUUCUGGCAAUUCUGGUGGCAAAAGAGGCUCAUGUUGCUGUGAUGGUCUUUUUUUGCGGCACUCCAGGCAGCUGCUGACAAGCUCUGUGAUAUGUCUGGUGAUGCCCUUGGUGGCUUUCAUGGAGUCUGUCCAGAAUGUCUUUCCUCAUUGCUUCUGGUAUUACUAUUCUGUCGCCGUACGUCACAAGACUGUCUACAACUGACAGCAUGGCAUGUACAUGGAAGAAUGGCUCUAUUUCAGGUCCUGCAGUUGUAGAGUGGCAAGGCCAUCCAUCCAUUAUGAAGCACAGGACUUUGCGCGGUGUUGAAUCCUCAUCCAUGGCUUUCAUUAAUUAUGUCUGCUUUGCAGGUGAGACUGGCCAAUGUGCUCUUACCAAGUCUACAAAUCUCCUGGUCUCCUCCUCAAGGUUGUCGGCAUGGGCCGUGGUCAGAGGUUUGCGGGACAACGCGUCUGCAAUUACCAGGCUCUUGGCUGGCAAAUACAUUGGCUCUGGGUUGAAUCUCAUCAUUUCUAAUCAUUAGACGCUGACACCUCAGGGGGGCUGUGUCUAGGCUCUUGGACGGUAAGAGCGGAACCAGUGGUUUGUGAUCCGUGAAAAGCAUGAAGGUUGGGAGCUCGGUCAGGUACUGAGAAAACCUCUUGCAUGCCCACACUCCUGCCAGGCACUCCUCUAUUUGGGCAUACCUCUUCUCUGCUGGCGUCAAGGUCCUGGAGCAGUAGGGAACUGGUUUGGAAACUUUUCCAUGCUGCUGUAAGAGCACAGUACCCAGCCCAAAUGAGCUGGAAUCAGCGCUGACAGUUGGCGGCUUUUAGGGGUCAAAGUAGGUGAGCGUUGCGGCAUGGCUCACCAGCCGCUUGGCCUCAUGGAAUGACUUUAUCUUCUCCAGUUCCCAUGCCCAGUGUGCAUCAUUCUUCAAGAGGCUUUAGAUAGGCUUCAUGGUGCUAGACAGGUUCAGCAAGAACUUGGCAAGAUAAUUGAACAUGUCCAUGACGGUCCUUAGCUCGUGUAUAUCUUUCGGCAGGGGCAAAUUAGCGAUCGCCUCUGUCUUUUCUGGGUGGGGCUUGAUGCCAUCUUUCCCAACCAGAUGACCAAAGUAGGACACUCCUCGACGAUCUUCAGCACCUUCAGCCGGCAGUCAUCGAUAUUCACUUCUACCCCUUUUCAGCUCCGAACAACUCCACCGUCUUUGCUUGAAACUCGUCAGUGGCGAGGCUAAUGCCAAAUGGUAGUCUCUUAAACAUGAAGAGUCCAAAUGGUGUGAUGAAAGUUGCGAGUCUCGGAGAUUCCAAGUCCAACAGGAUCUGCCAGAAACCCAAUGCCGCAUCCAGGGUUGAAAAGACCUUUGAGCCGGCUAGUUUUGGCCCUAUGUCUUCAAGUGUUGGGAGUGCAAAGUGAGGACAGAGUAUUGCUGUGUUUAGAUUCUUCAGGUCCACACAUAUGUGAACAUUGCCAUUUUUCUUCAGUACAGGGACCAUGGCAGAGCAGUAAUCCGUUGGUUCCAUAAUUGGGGAGAUGACUUCACACUUUUGCAUCCUCUCCAACUCUGCCUAGACUUUCUACAUCAGGGGGAAGGGCACACAUCUGACUGUGGGAAUGUAUAUUGGCUUUGGCUUCAUUGCCCCAAUACUCCAGUACGGCUUCACCUCUUCAAGACGCGCAACAAGCUGCAUCUUAGUAGCAAUGUCCCUUGCCAGCAAAUUGGACCUGUCCCCGUCAAUCAUGACAAUUUUAACGUCGUAAGCAGUCCCCUUAUCAGUGAUUUUGGCAGUGAACUCCCCCACCGUCUGCACACUUCUGCCUGGAGAGGUGAGAGUUAGCUUCGUUGAUUGUAGUGGCGGGUUUUGCCUAAACUUUUGGUAACUAUCAUUGGGCAUGAUAAUUACGUCAGCACCUGUGUCAAUAUUAAAAUUGACUUUGCUGCCUACAACUUCCAGCUGCACAUACCAUGGCUUGUCAUUAGAUGUGCCGUCCACGGACCCAAGAAAGAAUUCAAAGUCGGCUGGUUCUACUUGAUGUACUGUUACAGGCUCCACUUCCACUUCGCUCACUUUUGACGAUCCAGAUCUACACACCAAUGAAAAGUGUCCAAUCUUCUGACAUUUUUUGCACUUUGCACGUGUUACUGGGCAGCUCUUGUUUUGUGGUAUUUGUACCCACAGGUCUUGCAUCUAGUCUGUCUUUGGGGUUGGCAGCCUGUUCCUUGGCUGCCACUUCGACCCCUGCAGUGGCCCUUUUCUCUGUAUGAACUUCCCCCUCUGGUUAGGGUUGCUGCGCGCUUCACUGGCCCUGGCUCCAUGCUGUUGUUGUAGCUGGUCGCAGAGGCUCUCCCACUUCUUCGCAUAAUCCACUGCUUCCUCCAGAGUAACUUUGGGCAUAAACUAGAGCAUUUCAUCCUUUAGGCCGGCGAUGAAACAGCCACGGACCUGGCUGUCCUGGUUCUGAUAGUCGCACUUAAUAACCAGAUGCUGAAGAUCAAUGAGGAAACUGUCAAUUAAUUCCUCCCCCUGUAUACGCUUAUUGAAGAUGGCACUCUCAUAGACAAUAUUCACCUUUGGCACAUAAUGGUUUUCAAAUUUAUUGAGCACAUUGUAGCAGGUGUUUUCCUCAUCGACUUCAAUGGUAGGGGGCUGUCCGGCUUCUACGUUAGGGUUGGGAAUCCUCUUCCUCCCAAACUUGAAGGUCUGCAUCAUACCUUCUAUGCCUUCCUCGUCCCCAUGUUAUACAGCAAGGCACUUAAUCUGAUCACAUCUGAUUUUACAUCAAUCUCUGUCAGCUGACUGUACCUUUUCCAAGCAGCAAUCCAAUCUGGCCAGUCUGCUACAUUGAAGGAGAACUGUCCUGGGGGUUGGAACAGUUACUGUGCCAUAAUGAGGGUGCGUCGAAGUGAUUAAGCACUGUAACCAACAAUCGAACUUGGCAUGUGGGCUAUAAUAAGAUUUCUUUAGCGACAGUCAAAUUAACUGCAUUUGACAAAGGUCAAGGGUCUGGUUGGCUUAUGCAAUAGGGUGUCCCUAGGCACUCCUAGCAAUGACAGGUGGCUAUAACAGCUGCCCAAGACAGUGGUACUUACAGUAAAAAGCAGGUAAGUGACCACUUCUGUUGCACAAUCACACGUGAUUUUCUUCUUUGGCUCCUGAUCCAUUUUUAUUGCACUUAUCGUUGAUGUUGCUCAUUUAUUUCUUCAUCAGUCACAGCAAGUUUUUCCUGACACCUUAUCAUGUUUAGCAUAAAGUACAAUGAAGACAGAUCGCAUUAUAUUGUAUUUAUUUGGCACUGAAUAAAUACAUGUUGAUCUUAAGAGCGGGAAAAACAACGACAAGAGCAAUAUUGCGCAUGCGUGACAAGAAGACUGAUAGUAGUAGUAGAGAAUAUGACAUUCAAUAUGGACACACCAAAGCUGCUACUGUUCAGCUGUGUCUUUGUGGACCGUAGGCAUAACAGCCAACGACCAUGCCACAUUGAAAAUAUCGCUUCUUGUCUGAUCACUUGGAUAGGUGCCCUGGGAACUCUAGAUUUUGUUGGCAUGUUUUCUUGGAAAUUAUAAAAAAACAAGGAAAAUAACAAAUGAAUAUAUUAAUUGCAUUUUCAUCUAUAUUUUUAUUCUCUCAUAAUUCUUUAAUAUUAUAACAAAAUAAUUACACAUGAUAAAUGUAAAACUAUAACAUAACUGAUCUUCAAAAGAAAAUAAAAGGAGGAAAAAAAAAUCUUGCAUUUAUGAAAAAAUGCAAUAUGAUAAAGUAAAGCCUGGUGACUAACAUAGAAGAAAAAAAUAUGAUGACAAAAAUAUAAUACUUUCAACAGAAAAUGUAAAAGGUUUCAUUAUCACAAAAAGAGUAAGAUUCUUGCCUUUAUGAAAAAGUAAUAGAAAAGGAUAAAUUGAAAUGAAAGGUUUUACCUUCAUCAUAAUGAAUAAUACUUUUCUUUCCGUAUUACCUAUUUCAGCUUUAUAUUUUGAAAAUAAAUGUAUUUACUCCUGUACAGAACAUAAAUUAAAAUAAAUUCUUUCAUCUUUUCCUAAAACUUAUCCUUCAUGUGAUAUAUCCUAAAGCAAGGAGUUAUACACAGUGCUACAUCACACACUAAACAGCAGUAUCUGCUUUCUUUCCUUAGCCUUUUUCCACUUGCAUCUCACUUUCUGCUACAAACUUCACAUUGUCUUGUCUGGUUACUUUUCUUUUCUGUAGGUGGCAUGACAUCUGGGAAAUGCCUUUCUGUAAGACGAAGAGGGUGAGGUGCAGUACUUGGUCGUCCUACUUUUGAUGACAUCAUAGGUGUAUGGUACUUUUUUAUUGUCUCGUCUAUCACUUGAAGACGGUACUUUAGAGCUGUGGCUUCUCCUGAUUUGAGAUACAAAAGAUAGUAAUUCCACAAUGCGAAGUUGACAAUAUGAAAGAAUAUUUUCUUGUAAUACCUCUUUCUCCUUUUUCUUGUAAGAGAAUAAUUCAGGAGACUUUGAUCUACUUUAUCAACCCCUCCCAUUGUGUUCUUGUAGUCCAUAACUAGUUUAGGCUUCUUCGCCAAUUUUCCUCUC
Messenger RNA from Macrobrachium nipponense, 11788 nucleotides. RefSeq names its product transcriptional protein SWT1-like. Gene Ontology annotation, cellular component: nucleus. Gene Ontology annotation, molecular function: protein binding. The transcript has 5 exons. The coding region runs from base 159 to 3317 and encodes 1052 amino acids. Lineage: Eukaryota; Metazoa; Arthropoda; Malacostraca; Decapoda; Palaemonidae. The record is from RefSeq and is a predicted model, not a curated record.